Messenger RNA from Pseudocercospora fijiensis CIRAD86, 969 nucleotides. RefSeq lists its product as uncharacterized. NCBI's taxonomy places the organism in Eukaryota, Fungi, Ascomycota, Dothideomycetes, Mycosphaerellales, Mycosphaerellaceae. Gene Ontology annotation, molecular function: oxidoreductase activity, acting on the CH-OH group of donors, NAD or NADP as acceptor. The transcript is spliced from 2 exons. Bases 1 to 969 code for a protein of 322 amino acids. The record is from RefSeq and is a predicted model, not a curated record. Gene Ontology annotation, cellular component: cytoplasm.
AUGGCAGCAGCAUCUGCAGACGUCGCUUUCUCAGUCGACGGCAAAACUGCCGUUGUGACAGGAGCUGGCAGUGGAAUCAACUUUUGCUUCGCCAAACUCCUCCUGUCCAAGAACUGCAAUGUAGUGAUAGCGGAUCUCGGAUUGCGCCCAGAAGCCGAGAAGCUCGUCGGAGAAUACUCUUCCAAAGAUGGACCCAAGGCUGUAUUCGUCAAGACCGACGUCACUGUAUGGGAUCAGCUGGAGAACGCCUUCAAGACCGCAGACCAGGAAUUUGGUGGUGUUGACAUCGUGUGCCCUGGCGCUGGCGUAUACGAACCUCACUGGAGCAACUUCUGGCUACCACCCGGCUCGGCCAUCUCAAAGGAUAAAGUUCACGGGACAGAGGUCGAAGGCAUCGGUCACUAUACCCUUCUAGAUAUCAACCUGACGCAUCCAAUUCGCGCAACUCAAAUGGCUAUAUCCAGAUGGCUGAACCCGCCUGAGGGAAGCAAAGCCGGGAAGGUGUCCGCCACAAACCCGAAGCGUGUUGUACACAUCUCUUCCAUCGCAGGCCAGUUACCAGGCUUUCUCUGCCCUUUGUACACAGCCUCGAAGCAUGGUAUAUCAGGCUUCAUCCGCUCGAUGGCACCACUCGAAAGCACGCUUGGAAUUCGUGUCAAUGGCGUUGCUCCAGGUAUCAUCAGGACUCCACUUUGGACCGAACAUCCUGAGAAGAUGACUUUCCUUGACACCGAGCAAGACGAAUGGGUGGAGCCGGAAGAUGUGGCUGAAGCUAUGCUUCGCUGUGUGGAAAGCGAUGACGUUGUGGGUGGUUGGGUGUUGGAAGUGCUCAAGGGAAGGACAAGGAAUGUUGACUGGAGGAACGACCCUGGUCCAGAAGGUCCUGGCGGUACAGCGAGCAACAGAGAUAAUGCAGCUGCUGAGGUGUAUCAAUGGUUGGGUGAGCCUGGAUGGGGUGUUGCAAAGUGA